GAUGGUCAUUAGGUGCUGAGAUUAUUGUUUAUUUAAAAUAACUUGGAAAUAUGACAUUAGAAGAAACACUAAGAGAAACUUGUUCCAAUUUGAUAUCUGUACGUGCUACAGACAGAAAAAAAAAUGCAGAAAAACUCAAGGAUUUUCUCACUAGAAAUGCUGUGCCUUCUUUACUUACUAGUAACACUUUAAAGAAGUCUGGAUAUACAUGGAACCAUGUUUUUGAUGACAUAAAUGAUUAUAUUAUGAAGGAGACAGAAAAGUUUGAAUCACAAAAAAGUUUUAAUACUGUUACUGGCCCUUUAUGUACAAGUCUAAUACAUUUAUGUGUCUCAGGAGCUAAUAAAGGUCAUGCGUAUAUAAAAUGUGAAAAGAUAACUGAGGCUUGUUUAAAUAUAUUAAAUGACAGCCGCUUAACUAGAGCAAUUGGAGAUGCCUAUUUAAACUUGCUCUACAAAUAUGUCUUUCCAAAUGACUAUUAUCCAGGAUAUAUAUCGCCGUCUACUUGGGAAAGUUUUUUGGAUGUUUGCAUAACAGCAUGUCUCACAGACACUUCGCAAUUGGACAAUUUAAUAAAAAUAAGAUUGUUAUUGUCUGUGAUAAAAACAGCUAGCAGUUGUUGUCAGUUUGCUACUCCUUUGCGGGACUCUUUGCCAAGACUAAAAAAAUGCUGCCUUCGAAUGUUUAAUGACAAAAAAGUACAAGAGUUUGUAAUAGAAAUUGUUAUAUUGCUCCUACAAUCGCUCUCCUUAGAAAGUCGUUUAACAAUGUGCGAAUUCAGCGAAAUGAUUUUACCGAAGAUAUUUAAAUUUUAUGAAAAUAGCUUGGAAAGAAAAAAGAAGUCUCUAUUUUUUAAGUUGUUAAAAAUGACGAUUGUUAUUCAUCACCCAUUAGGAAGAGUACAAAAUACAAAUUGUGCGCUUGCGUUUAACUGGAUUACAUGGAACAAACAUUUAAAUUGUAUCUUAGAAAUUGUAUGGCUUGAAAUAAAUUUUAUUCAAAAAUCAAAAAUUACCAGUGAAAAUAUAAUGAUAAAUUGCAAUUACUUUUAUUAUACAGCGGCAUCAGUUUUCUAUCAGAUAUUUCAUUUUGUAGAAGAAGAUACAGAAGAGGAUACUGGCAAUUCGGCAAAAAAAAUAAAAUUAUCUUUUAACAAAAGCAAAUCUUUCUCCGAUCUAGUGGAUGAAUUGCGACUUAACUCUGUACCUUGGAUCGGCAUUUUGUGUACCUACGCGAAACAUUUUAACUCCUCAAUAUCCAGUGAACAAUACGUAAUGUUGUUGAGUUUGCUGGAAAAUUUAGCGUCUACUAAUAAAGAUGUUAAUUGGGAGUAUUUUGAAGAUCUUACUUGGACAGCAAUUAAAUAUUUGAUACCGACUCCAGAUUGUAUACAGAACCAUCUUGAGCUACUUACAAUUUUGUGGAAUACUUGCAUAAGAAAUGCUACAGUAACCAAUGCGUCACAUAAAGCUAUGCACACAAUUAUUCAAGUUAUAUUAAGCUUAGUUCCAUUAAAAUAUCAGAAUGUACAGCCUUUAGUGGUACUGUAUCUAGAAAAGGGAAUGCCAGUGAAUGAUUACAGCUUGAAAACGUUAAAUAUAUGUUUUUAUAAAUUUUAUAGAAAAUUUUGUGAUCUAGAUGUAAGAAAAAAAUGUUUUACUUGGCUCGCAUCCGAGAACAUGGCGACACUUGAUAAUGCGGUUCUCAGAGAGUUUUUGAUUAGGUUAAUAUGUAACGAGAAUUUCCCUACGAAACAGUUAUGUGAUAUUCAAUCAGAACUUGAAGUUUAUGAUGAUAUAUUUUUUGAUAUAGAAAGAGGUAUAUUAUAUAGUGAUUUCGAGAAUAUUGAAACAAAACAGCCGACCGUUACUAAUAUAAAGGCAAAUGAAAACCUUGAAAUAAACAAUGAAAUGUACAAUAUCAUACUUACACAUUUAGAGCAAGAGCUGUCCAAAAUUCUUCAAAAGUUUAUAGAUGGUGAUGUAAAAUGUAUAGAAUUUGUAAAAAAUGUGACUCAACUAACAGUUUUCCUGGAUUCACUAUUAAAAAACAAGUUAAAGUCAAGUGAUGAUGUAAAAAUAAUGUCAGUGUAUUCAGUGUUUAAAAAUUGUUUGAAACACAUGUAUGCUGCCUUGACAAAAACAUUGAAAUCCGACGUACUAAUUCGAGAUAAAGUCAUGCUCUUAAAAUGCCUGCAAGAGAUUUUACUUUAUGAAUAUGAUCGAUUACUGGUUACUGAAAUUCGAAGACAUAUCGAUGGAGACUGUUUUCAUUGUAUCUAUGAUAUCAUAAAGCGGGACAUAGAAUCCGAAGAUGACACUUGCUAUGAAACUGACAUAGACUACAGUUUGAUUGGCCUGAAACAAAACUGUAUAUAUCUGCUCGCAGCGUACUGUAGGAAGCAGAGUGUCUACACCGAUGAGAUCUCUAAGUGUAUUCUCGAACAGGACUUGUACAACUUUACUUCUGAGUUUGAAAUCGAUUGUGCCUUUCGAUGUAUUAUGAUACUAAACGACGUCACAGUUGAGCAACAGCCUUUAGAAUUAAUAUUUAAUUUAAUGCAAGUAAUGUGCAGGGAUUUGUUUAGAAAUCCUAAAGCAACUUGUGACUUACUUAAGAUACUUGAUCGAAUGCUUGAACAGAUUUGGUCUCAAGAUGAUGAGGUGUUGCGACAAAAUUGUCUCAUUAUGAUAAAAGGAUAUCUUCAAAGAUGUUCGAAAAUGCCACCAGCCGUUACAGCUUUGGUAUAUAAAUGUGUAGCAAAAAUAUUAAAAUUCAAUAAUAAUCGAAAUAUUGACCUGCAUAACUUUUUUGAGCAAGCUUUAAUUGAAAAACUCAAAGGGGACAAUCAUGCAAUACGGUUGUACUGCUGCCAUCUAUUAACACUUGUAGCUGGAAACUUUAACGAUAAAGAUGUCCAAAGUUUAGCAGAAAACUUGGAAGAAAUAUUCGUGAUAAACGUGUCAGACAACAAAGAAAAUGUUCUAAAAGAUGAAUUAAUUAACAGAACGUCAACUAUCUUACAUUGUUACUAUGUUUUGGCGACGACUAGAACAUCUUCUAUACACGACAUUGUUAUAAAAGUACUUUCAUUUCAAAAUGAAAAAGCAAUGGAUAAAAGUAUGACUAAGAAAAUGUUAAACUUGCUAACUCAAAAAGUAACAUAUAGUCAAAUCAAUGCGUACAUGAAUAUGAACAUUUUACGAGUUUUGGAUUUUUGGUGUAAAAGAUAUAAAAGUUUUGAUAAUUUGCCGAUAGAUUUGUUCGGUUUUGAGAAUGCUGAUGAUUUUCUUGAAAAGCAUAUGAAAUGGCUCAUCACCACUGACGUAUUGUGGCGACAUAACGGCAUUGUGGAGAACAGCGAUGUUUUCAAACAGUUCAAAAAUCGUAAUAGAAAAUCUAACGAAGAUCUUAUAGAAGUACGUAAGCCAAACAUUAUGUGUUUCUGCAAUAUGAUAUCAUUGUGUUUACCUCACGUAGUAAUCGAUAAAUAUAAGCUGACAAAAGAGAAGCACUUUAGUAGUAAAAUUACAGAGAGUGCGCAAAGAAUGUUUCAUUCGACGAGACUCAUUUUGAAAAAUGAGAGGUGGAGUAAUUUGUUUGUCGAGAAUUUGCGAGAAUUGCUGCUUUUAAUUGUGACGUAUACGAGCGAUCAUGUUGGUGCUUCCGAACAAUUUCACAUACGCUUCACUCAUAAACCUGAUACAUAUACAUACUCCAAAUGUGUUUUUUCCGCCAUUUUAAAAUUUGUCGGGGAGCUAAUCGAUGGGAAUAUAAUGCAAUAUUUAUGCGAGAAUCAACCAUUGUUUAUUUUCAAUACUCUUUUUAGGUUGUGGAAUAAUGUGUUACGUGAAAAAGUUUUUGAUUUCAAGGUUUUGGUAUUUCAUGCGUACACAUCGUUUGUCGAUCAUAUUCCUUUAGGGUACUCGUCUGAUGCAAUGUUAUGCAACUAUUUAUGUAAUAGUCUCGCUAAUGCAAUAAAAGAUUCGCAAAAUAAGGGGGAAGUCAAAAUAUUUGCAGAAGGACUACAACUAGUAGUUAGGAAAAUUCUUACUCAGACACCAAAUAAUGUUGAGAAUAUUCAACGACUUACACUAUCCAAAGUGAUUUCCAUUCUCAAUAUAAAGAUUGAAAGAGGUUUUACUGAAUGUGAACCUUUACUGAAAUAUGUAACAACGGAUCUGAAACAGUAUUUCACUGAGAGCGUAGACAUAGUUGAUUACAUAAACUUAAUAUCCGAUGAUGUGAAUAUUACUUCUAAUUCAUCCAAACUACAAUUUUUAAACGAACUUAAAACAUAUUUAUUGAGUUUAUCAAACGCAAGCGGAAACACCUUAUCUAAAAUGUACCAAUUUUUGAAACACAACAAAGGAUUUGUAAAUGAACUUUAUACAGGCUUAAAUCCGAAAGGAUUCUCAGAAGACUGUGAAGAUAGUUUAAUACACAAAGUUGUUUUUGCAUUAACAAACUUAUUGAGAAAUGAAACUGAUGAAAAGAUAAUCGUGGAAGCAUGUAAUUGUUUAGCGGAAAUUGGUGCUUACGAUAUGAAAACUCUAGUGACCGUCUCGCCUGCAGAUACAAGACUAAUAAGAGAUUUAAAUCCAAAACAAUAUUUCGCUACAUCAGUCUUAUUAUCUCUAACUCAGCAUCUUUUUGAUGAAGACCCAAAUGUUAGUAAUAAUAUUACGAAGGCUUUGAAUCAACUUUUUAAGUUCCGUGAUGGUAAAGAAGCACUGGAUAAAGCGAACUUCGAUAAGGCAAUAUUGAAAUCACUAAUGUCAACAGAUUGCGAAAACUACGCCGAGUACAAAAUCGAUAAUGCUAAGUUUGAUAAAUAUAAUGCCAUUGAAUAUUGGGUACCUUAUGAAAAGGAAGGGCAUACAGAGUGGAUCACUCGAAUAACUUUGGCCUUGUUGGAUAUGAUCACGUCUUCUACUAAUUAUUUGAAGCCUUUAAGUGCGGUUUGCUCAGCCAAGCCCCAGUUUGCUCGAAACAUUAUGCCAGCUGUAUUUGGAUUAAUAGUUUAUUAUUCGAAAGAUAUACACACAGAUGUUUUCGGAGAACAAUUGAACCAUGUUUUUAAAUACAUGUGGGAUUUGAGUUAUGAUUCAAAUUUCGAAAGCAGCAUGGUCAGUAGUGUUUGUAAAAAAUCGUCGAAAUUGGAAAGCGAUUACAAGAUUAUAAUCGAAUAUUUGCUAGAUGUAGUAAAUUUUAUACGAAUACAACAGAAGCAAUACAAAACGACAAGCAAGCGCCGCGCGCCGAGCACGACCGCGUGCGCGCCAUCUUCAGACAGGUAUCUCUUCACUUCAUCUGGAGGGCCGGCACAGCUGGCAGUGUCUUGCCAAGAAUCUGGAGCUGCCCGACUGAGAACGUACCCGAACCGUACAGACGAUCACGGCGACAGACCACUGCUGUCGAGCGGUGUCGUGUUUUGGCGAUGUUAUGUGGAGAUAGGAGAAAUGGAUGCUGUAGACGGCUGUGGUAUCGCUCACUUGACGAGUGAUCAGGAAAAACGCAAACAUCUAAUUAAUACAGGACAAUUUACCGAUGCAUUACUAUUGUAUGACAUCGCCCUGUCGCGGGGAACGAACGACGAGCUUGUGUACGGUACCGUCUCUUCCUUGCAUAAGUCUGGAAUGCAUCAUCUUGCAUUACAGUACAUUAAGUCUUACCCUGAAAAUGAUAAACUCGACGACAUUAAAUACGAUUGUCUCUCCUACCUCGGAGAUUGGUCUAAUUUUGUCGACACUGCUGAGCUUGAAGAGAAAUCCAAAAUAGGCAUUUAUGAUCAGGAUUCAGUCAUUAAAGCUAUGCGUUACGCUUGUCUCAAGGAUUGUAUUAAUAUCCAAACUUCAGCGGAAGUCACCUAUAAACUGCAGUUACCUCUUAAUAGAGCCAAAUUAGCUGUAGCGAGACUUUGUCAGAGUUUAAAUAUGGAGAAUUGUCAAAAUCUUUACAAAAUUAUCGCAAAUUUACAUCUAUUCCGCGAUAUCGAGUCUUAUUUUUUAGUAAGAUGUGACAAAAAACCAUUGUCUGAAUUAAUUGAGGAGUGGGGACUCGAGAAAAUCCCUAUUUUUAACGAUUUUAAACAUCUUGAAGCAAUUGUUUCUCAAAGAAGUUUGAUACUUGAGCAAAUUGCAAAAGUUGACUCAACGAAUUACUUGCAGAUUAAUAACUUACAAUUGCAAUAUGCGGAAUUGGGGUUGACAAAUAAUAGAAUACAAAUGGCUCAGCGUAUUGUAGCAACGGUAAAGAACCUCGAAACCUCUAAGAGGGUAGCCCUUUUAGAAAGUCAAGUGUCGUGGGCUAAGGACCACAAAGACAUUGCUUUAUCUUUGCUUCACAGUAUUAUAACACAAGAUUCUGAUGACGUUAAGCUUUCUGCAAUGUCUUUAAGACAAUAUGGUCUUUGGAUGGCAGAAUCUAAGCGUGAAACAGCGCGUGACAUAAUACACAAAUAUUUGGAGAAGAGUCUUAAAGAACUAAGUUCCAACGAUGACGAAGAUACUCGCUUAAAAGUUUAUUAUGAUAUUGCGAAAUUCGCUGACGCCGAAUAUAAACAGGUAGUUUCGUAUAUGAAAUCAUCUGUAUUCGAAAAUAAAGUGAAAUGUGUGGAAAAUAUGAAAGGAACUGCGGCGUCGUUGAAAACUUCGCAGCAAUCUUUUGCUAGGCGUGAAGAGAGAGCGGUUAUUCAAGCCAAAUAUCGCGUUAAUAAUGUCUUUGGAGAGCUGGACGAAGCAGAAAUUAUCAACACAAAGGCAGAAAAAGAAAGUUUUCUAAAGUUAGCUAUGAGGUAUUAUUUAUUAUCUCUAAAACAGAGCGAUGAAAAUAAUUUGUCCAUCUUUCGGGUUAUUUCACUAUGGCUAGACAACCCUGAUCUUGACUUUGCGGAUGAAGAGCACGGGAGCUUUGGACAUUUGCUCCGAGAGAUACCAUCCUGGAAGUUCAUCACCGUAUUACCGCAGUUGGCGCCGCGGAUCUCUAAAGAAAAUACCGCGUUUGCUGAAUAUUUGCGACAAAUUAUGAAAAGGUGUGCGACCGAUCACCCUCACCACACGCUGCCGCUUCUGUUCAGUUUGAAAAACUCAGAAAAGGAUAAAUGCUUCGGCGAGGCGAGCGAGGCGGGUGCGGCGGCCGAGAUGUCCGGGGCGGCGGCAGAACCGGGCGGGGCGGCGGCCGCCUCGCUCUUACACGAGCUGGCGCGGCGCCGGCCUCUAGCGCGUGGCGUAGCGCAGACCGAGAACCUCUGCGACGCUAUAAUAAGUUUCGCUUAUUAUGUCCCACCGUCGAAGGACUUGAAACCGCAAGCAGUACCAAAAGCACAAGCGAUUGCCAAACUUCGGGAUCUAAAUGACAUUUCUAUCCCCACUGAUACGAUCCCUGUUCGAAGUGACUGUGAUUAUUCGCGCUUCAAUUCAAUAAUAUCAUUUGAUAAUGUGUUUGAGCUAGUCGGUGGUAUUAAUUACCCUAAAAAGAUAUCUUGCUUAAGUUCUGAUGGGAAGAAGAGAAUUCUACUUAUAAAGGGGAAGGACGAUUUAAGACAAGAUGCAGUAAUGCAGCAAGUCUUUAGUAUUGUUAACACGUUACUCGAGAAUAGCCCUGUCACCAAACGGAACAAACUUUCAAUCAGAACAUACAAGGUAGUUCCAAUGUCGCGGCGGUCAGGUGUGUUGCAGUGGUGCGAAGGAACAAUACCUUUGGGAGUAUAUCUGGUCGCUGCACACAUGAAAUAUCAUCCUCAAGAUAUCACGGUAUCGGAGGCACGCGCGAAACUUAAGGACUGUCAUGAACAAAGAAAAUCCAAUAAGUAUAAGUUAAACGUUUUUAAAGAAAUAAUGAAAGUGUUCAAACCAGUGUUUCAUUACUUCUUUAUUGAACAUUACCUCGAUCCUGUGACCUGGUAUGAGCGUCGGCUCGCGUACACUAGAAGUGUUGCAACAACCUCCAUGGUAGGGUACAUAAUGGGCCUGGGUGAUAGACAUGUCCAAAAUAUUUUAAUAGAUAAGACAACAGCGGAAUUAAUUCAUAUUGACUUCGGUAUUGCAUUUGAUCAAGGGAAAACGUUACCAACACCAGAAACCGUACCAUUCCGUUUAACACAAGACAUUGUCGCUGGGUUUGGUUCAAGUGGUGUAGAAGGCACUUUUAGGAAAUGUUGCGAAAAAACGUUACAAUUGUUACGAGAUAAUCAAGAUACUCUGCUGACUAUAUUGGAGGUUUUGUUGUGUGAUCCCUUAUAUCUAUGGAUUAUACCAACAACUCCCAAUACGAAGAGUUCCAGCUCACAGGGCGCGCCGGCGGGGCUGGCGGCGCGCGCGCUGCUGGCCGUGAGCAGCAAGCUGUGCGGCGCGGAGGGCGCGGCGGGCGCGGGGCGCGUGUCGGUGCCGGGCCACGUGGCGCGCCUGCUGCGCGCCGCCGCCGACCCCGCCAACCUGGCGCUGCUGUUCCCCGGCUGGCAGCCCUACCUGUGAGCCCUGCCCGACAUCAUUUGUCUAAUAUAUUCUUUAAUAAAUGUUUCAUUUUUAUA
This is a messenger RNA of Melitaea cinxia (Glanville fritillary), 8530 nucleotides long. It is a transcript of the gene tefu, whose product is annotated as serine-protein kinase ATM-like. Gene Ontology annotation, molecular function: protein binding; protein serine/threonine kinase activity. NCBI's taxonomy places the organism in Eukaryota, Metazoa, Arthropoda, Insecta, Lepidoptera, Nymphalidae. The transcript has 36 exons. Gene Ontology annotation, biological process: DNA repair. The coding region runs from base 51 to 8474 and encodes 2807 amino acids. The record is from RefSeq and is a predicted model, not a curated record.